This is a messenger RNA of Morone saxatilis (striped sea-bass), 2469 nucleotides long. RefSeq names its product glucose-6-phosphate 1-dehydrogenase-like. Gene Ontology annotation, biological process: pentose-phosphate shunt, oxidative branch; glucose metabolic process. The record is from RefSeq and is a predicted model, not a curated record. Gene Ontology annotation, molecular function: glucose-6-phosphate dehydrogenase activity; NADP binding. NCBI's taxonomy places the organism in Eukaryota, Metazoa, Chordata, Actinopteri, Moronidae. Gene Ontology annotation, cellular component: cytosol. Bases 160 to 1704 code for a protein of 514 amino acids. The transcript is spliced from 13 exons.
UUCUCCCAGGUUGCCAUGCCUGAUCUGAUGCAGACUUGAUUUCAAGCCUGGAGUCAUCCUAUACACCCAACCUUCUACACUAUAGGAGCUGGAGAGCAGAGCCGUAGGGAAAUGAGAGUGGUCACAGCAGAGACAGACUGAGACCAGAAGGGCCAGAAGAUGAACUCUGAGCCUUUGACUCGCUCUGAGGUGUUUGGACAGCUCAGGAAGGAGCUUUAUGGAGAGGAGCAGUCCAGUCACACUAACACACAUCUAUUCAUAAUCCUGGGAGCCUCUGGGGAUCUUGCAAAAAAGAAGAUCUAUCCAACUUUAUGGUGGUUAUUCAGAGAUGGCCUGCUCCCAGACAACACCUACUUUGUGGGUUUUGCCCGGUCUAACCUGACCGUGGAGGACAUCAAGACAGCAUGUCUGCCUCAUAUGAAGGUCACUGAAGAAGAGAGUGAGAGUCUCUCAGCCUUCUUCAGUAGGAACUCCUACCUUAAAGGAAGGUACGAUGAUGGCAGCUCUUUUGCUCAACUCAACACGCAUCUGUCAUCUCUACCGAGGGGAGCUGACGCCAACAGACUCUUCUACCUGGCUCUGCCACCUACCGUCUACCACCAUGUUAGCACAAACAUUAGAGCCCACUGCAUGAGCCUCAAAGGCUGGAACAGGAUAAUUGUUGAGAAGCCCUUUGGCCGUGACCUCCAGAGCUCACAGGAGCUGUCGGCCCACCUUUCCUCCCUGUUCAUAGAGGACCAGAUCUACCGCAUAGACCACUACCUUGGCAAAGAGAUGGUCCAGAACCUGAUGGUGCUCAGGUUUGGAAAUCGCAUCUUUGGACCCAUAUGGAACAGGAACAGCGUGGCCUGUGUGGUCCUCACCUUUAAGGAGCCCUUUGGCACUCAGGGCCGUGGAGGAUACUUCGAUGACUUUGGUAUUAUUCGAGAUGUCAUGCAGAACCAUCUCCUCCAGAUGCUCUGUUUGGUUGCCAUGGAGAAACCUGCUUCCACCAGCCCAGUUGACGUGAGGGAUGAGAAGGUAAAGGUACUGAAGUGCAUCGCCCCUGUUGCUGUGUCAGAUGUGGUGCUCGGUCAGUAUGUGGGGGACCCUGAGGGGGAAGGCCACUCCAAGCUGGGUUACCUUGACGACCCCACUGUACCAGAAGGCUCUUGUACACCAACAUUUGCCACCGCAGUGCUCUAUGUUCAGAAUGAAAGAUGGGAUGGAGUUCCUUUCAUUCUCCGCUGUGGUAAAGCUUUGAAUGAGCGGAAGGCAGAAGUGCGUCUGCAGUUCACUGACGUGCCAGGAGACAUCUUCAAUGAACGCUGUCAGAGGAACGAGCUGGUGGUGCGGGUGCAGCCAGACGAAGCAAUUUACCUGAAGAUGAUGACAAAGAGGCCUGGGGUUUACUUCAGCCCAGAGGAGACUGAGCUGGACCUCACCUACAGGAGCAGAUACAAGAAUGUGAAGCUCCCAGAUGCUUAUGAGAGGCUGAUACUGGAUGUCUUCUGUGGAAAUCAGAUGCAUUUUGUCCGCAGUGAUGAGUUACGGGAGGCCUGGAAGAUCUUCACCCCCCUGCUCCAACAAAUAGAGGCACAGAAGACACCCCCCAUCCCUUACACAUAUGGAAGUCGUGGUCCAAACGAGGCGGAUGAUCUCGUGAAGAGGGUGGGAUUCCGCUAUGAGGGAAAAUACAAGUGGGUGAAGCCCCACACAACAUGAUGCCUUCUGUCACACACAUGCCCACACACCCACAAAACUCAUGAACACACACACACACACCACUGUCGGCGAGUUUACAAACAAUAAAUUUGACUGCAAUCUUUCACUGCUGUACCGUUGUCUGAUUUUGUCUGCAUGUAAAGAAAACACCACUGCUUUUUAGCCCUAAUCAUUCAAGAAUGAAUCUGGAGAUAAAAAUGACUGUAGUAGCUUGAUUUGAGUGUUCACCUGUAAAUCUGAAAUUUAGUUAAUACAUUUCUAAAUAAAUCAUCAUUCACUCUUCUGCCUGCCCAUUUUUCUUUUUUCUUUUACUAGCAUUGGCCACACCUAACAACACUGGCCUUAAGACAUAUGAGACUUGUGGAACAAGAAAAUCAUAUGAGGCCUGUCCUCUGCUGUCAGCAGACCUAUGUUUACAGUCAUCACUAAACCACGAUGACACUAAACGUGAUGCAUGCAAAGCAGCAACACCACAUAAUAUUUAUACUAGAAGGGCUUGUUGGUCUGGUUUGUAAGAACAUAACACUUUCUCAAUAACAAAGGAAACCAGUUUGAGUGCCCUGUUUCGGGUAAGAAUGACUUCCAGGUAGGUGUUUUAAGCUACAUUCAAAUAAAACCUAUAAAUGAUUGUUAAUAACAUUUGUAACGAUUAAUCUCUCACAAUGCAUGAACGAGUUUCAACAUUACAACUUAAUUUUACUUUUACAUUUGUUGGAUUUCCUCUAACUGCCUGCAGCAGACCUAUGUUGUCACCUAUGUCUGUCU